GGUUACUUUAUCACAUCCCAACCUCUUGACAAUCCUACUGCUCCUUUGUUGUGGCUAAACCACUCCAGCGCAGAUGGACACUUGAUAAAUGGAUCCAUGUGUUUUAAUUUGGGCACAUUUACUCCUGGUCAGACGUAUGAAGUUGGAGUUGUUGCUCUGAAGGGAAAUGACAGGAGCGAGAGGUCUAGCGUCAUACACACCACAGCUCCUAUGCCAGUGCAGGUAGCAGUGCCUGUCUCGGUGGGUACAAACUAUGCACAACUGUACAUCCAGCAUCCACAACUGGGUGUGAUGGAUGGCGUAAAAGUGUGUGCGUGUCCUGGAGACUGGGAUACUGUUUGCAAGGGUUUGGGCAACUAUCUGUGUGACUGGUACUCCCUCACUGCUCACGUUCAUCUCAUAAACCUCAGCAACCUCAGUCCGGGGUCACCGUACCAGCUCAGAGUGCACAGCACGAGCCGAGAGCAGUUGGGACCACCAUACUACAGCCGCCUCUUUAGAACAAGUCUGGCUCCUCCUAGCAGAGUAAGGGAGGGUCAGGUGACAGAUACAUCCAUUGAGCUGCUUUGGGAUCCUGCACCAGGCCAGGAUCACAGCUAUGAGGUCAUCUGUCUCAACUGUGAAAGCUCACAGAAGGUGCAGAAGGUGUUGAGUCAGAGUGCAGUAUUUUCAGGUCUUACUCCAGGCUCGCUUUACCGAUUCGAAGUACGGACAGAGAAGCAGUCCUUUACUGACAGUUCACCAGUUACGAUUAAUAUCACUGCAGCUUCCAGCCCAGUGGAGGUCUCUCUUGUCAAUAAAACCACAUCAUCCAUAUGCAUUAGUUGGAGUAUGUUGAGGGGAUUGGUGACUACGCUCAUCCUGUCGAUCAAAAACAGAACAAGCACUCAGGAGCUGAUCACAUCUUAUCAGGAGCCCAGAUUAUUCUGCUUCAAGUGCCUCGCUUCUGGAAGCCAGUACACAGUUGAAGUUACUACCAUCAGUGGGGACAGAAGAAGUAAACCUGCUACUAUGACCCUCUGUACUAUUCCUGAGGUGCCACAGGAAGUGACUCUUUCAGAAAACGCAGUGACGUCUGUGUCUGUCACCUGGAGACCGCCACCAGGACAGGUGAUGCAGUACACGCUUCUUUUUGGCCUGCUGUCUGUAGACAGGAAGUCAUGGACCGAGGUGCUUGUGCAAGGCACAAGCUGUGAGGUGAAGGAUCUGAUCCCCGGAUCAGAUUAUGGGGUUAGCAUUCAGAGCGUACUGGGCUCAGACUCCAGUCAUGCGGUCCACAAAAGGUUCAGCACACGCCCAGCAGGAAUACACCAUCUCUAUGUAGAUCACCUGACCUCUUCUUCUGCGUCUGUGAGCUGGGAUAGUACACAUGGAGAGUUUGACUUCCACCGAGUGAAUGUGACCAACACUUUAGUCACGUCCACACUCACCAUACCCAAGGAGAAGCAGGUUGCUGUGGUUACAGGGUUGCUGGGUGGCUGCAGCUACAACGUGACUGUUGAAAGAGUGAAAGGAGUGACAGCAGGACGCUCUGCGUUUCUGACUGUAACUACAGUGCCAGCCCCUGUGCAAGGAUUACAUAUCACAAACCUAUCUGCAUGUGCCUUCUCGUUGCGUUGGGAACAGGCCGUAGGGUGUGUGGAUCAUUACCAAGUAAAUCUGCUACCAAACCAAGGAAAUAUCACCAUGCACCCCGCACGUGACGGAUACAUUCAGGCCGAUGUGGUAAAUGUCAGCCCCAAGACACAAUACACUGUAACAGUCACAGCAGCCUCCUCCUCGAACAUCAGCCCUGGAGUCAGCCGCAUGAUCAACAGGAAUGGGAGCGUUCCUGGUCCACCUUUAAUCCUAGAGGGAGAAGCUGUCGGCUCUAAUGGCAUCCUGCUUUCCUGGUCUAUACCGUCUAAUGCCAAAGAUUUAGAUGGAUAUGUCAUAAGGUACAAGGAGGUGUGUCCUUACCCUGACCCCGCUUUCACACAGGUGACAAAAUACCUGGAUAUACCAGAGACCCUGAUCACUGACUUCACUUCAGGAUCUACCUACCACAUUCAGGUAGCAGCUAUAUCUCCAUUUGGAGUAGGAGCAUUCAGCAAAUCUUUAUACAUAAAGACAGCAGAGUCCCCCCCUGGCCUGGUGACCAAUCUCACAGCGUACGCUCAUAACCACACCUUCGUCGUCCUCACCUGGUUCUUGCCACACCGCAUCAAUGGCCUCAUCACAAAGUUCGCCGUCAAGGCCAGAUUUGCUCGUACUGGGCAGAUUGUCCGUUUGCUGGAGGUCAAUGCAGUGGACAUCAUGACUGUAGCCCUGCCUCACUGCAAUGAUGCAGCCGAUAUCCUGUCCAGUGCGACUCUCAGUCCCUUGGAGAUAACAGCAUCAUCGCCACCCAUCACCCUCUCUGCUGUGCCCCCUGCAGCCUCUUGGAACGUACCCAUAUCAGUAGGAGUUGAUCAGCUACGACCUUAUAUUGCCUAUCUAUUUGAGGUGUCCGCCUUCACCUCUGAAGGAGAGGGACAGAUAGCCUCCACUAUGGUUCGCAUGCCAGAAUCAGCUCCAGAAGACCCGCCACAAAACUUCUCUGUAUUCAGCAUGACGUCUCGAUCAUUCUCUGCGUCCUGGAACCCUCCCAGCAUCACGACAGGAAAGUUCUCCUACGUACUCUACCUUUAUGGACCCACAGGUUUUAUAUAUGAGAACAGCACAGGAGAUACCCGUUUUGCUUUUACCGGUUUGAAACCCUACACGAGGUACAUAGUAGCCGUCCGAGCAAAAGCAGCUGGUGAGGUGGGUCCUGCAGCGAAGGGAGACAUCGUUACACCUGCGGAAGCACCCAGUGCAGUGCAGCACCUGAUGGCAAUUGCUGAGGAUUCAGUUUCAAUUCGUGUAAGUUGGAAAAGCCCUGCCCAGCCCAACGGUCCCAUAAUCCAAUACAGACUCCUGGUGCUGGUUGAGGAAACUCUGGUCCAGAACAUCACGAUGACAGCAAAUACAACUGGUUUUUAUGAAAAUGAAACACGUCCACCUGAUGUCCAUAACAGUUCAAGGAGGCAUAAAAGAGCUGCUGAGCUUGGGGUAACAGUGAGACAGGAGGUAAUGGACGUUCUGUCUGAGGAGUUGUCCUACUUGGUGUCAGAUCUAGUUCCCUUCACUGAGUAUACAUUCAGGGUCACUGCUUCCACCACUGUAGGAGAGGGCCCUGCUGCAGAUAUCACAGAGAAGACCAGGGAGCAGGUCCCUAGCUCCGUGCUUGAGGUAUCCUAUCAGAAUAUCAGCUCUACCUCCAUUCUAGUGAGCUGGACCCCACCCAUCAAUCCCAAUGGGCGGAUCACACAUUACACUGUUUAUGGUCUCAAACUGCCCAGUAAUCAAGGCCUGAAAUGGGUUACUAACACUACGAGCAUAUUGAUAACAGAUCUGGACAAGUACACUCCUUAUAAGCUUCGUGUAGCUGCAUCCACAGUUGUGGGGGAGAGCUCACUUUCUGAGGAAGAUGACAUUUUUGUUUUCACUUUAGAAGAUGAGCCCGACUCCCCUCCUGUAAACCUCACUGUGGUAAACACCACCCCCUCUACUGCCACAAUAGCCUGGUCUGCACCAGAGAAAGCUAAUGGGGCGAUCCAGCAGUAUGAGGUCCUGUAUGAGAAUGAAUCCUACUCUGCGCUGGUGAACACGUCUUCUAACAAAGUCACCCUGUUCAGUCUGAAACCAUUCUCCUUUUACAAUGUGUCUGUGAGCGCGUACACGCGUUACGGAAAUGGCAACCAGACAUCAGACACUUUAUACCUGCUAUCUGGAGAAGAUGUCCCGGGCAGUCCUCCAUAUGGGCUCUCCUAUGAAUCAGUUAGUCCCAGUGAGGUGAAUGUGACGUGGAUGCCUCCUCUGCUGCCUAACGGCGUCAUUAUUCACUACAGCUUAGAGAUUUGGAACUCCAGUCACUACCUGAACCUGACCUCGCGGACCAACUACAUCCACAUCACGCAUCUGAGGAAGUACGCACACUACCGCGUCGUAGUUCAAGCACACACAGGAGUCGGAGCGGGAAACUACAGCAGCGAGCCGCUCAACAUCACAACACUUGAGGAUGUGCCAGGUGACUCGGUCCAAAACUUGACGGCACAGAUCUUCAGCUCCACGGUAAUCAUAGUGAGCUGGGACCCUCCUCUGGAGCCAAACGGACGCCCCUACUACCUGCUCACCUUACAGGAGGCAGGCAUCGUUCCAAACAUCUCCAACCAAAAGGCUCCAGCUGUCAACAAGACCAUAAAGCACACCACAACUGACAACAUCUUCCUGUUCACCAAACUCAGGAAAUAUUUCCCUUAUGUGCUGACUGUUACCCCAGCAACUACUGCUGGCCCUGCCUACAACCAUACAAGGACAAUGUACCUGAGAACGGAUGAUGACAUUCCUAGUUCUGCUCCGUUGUUGGUGUCCACCAGGAACCUGUCUUCGUCUUCCUUCGGUGUGGUCUGGCAACGCCCUCUGGAGGCCAAUGGGGAGAUAACAGAGUACACCCUGAUUCUUGUUGGCCCGGAGGGCACCGACACAACGCAUACCCCCAACACCUCGUUCGUCUUCACUAACCUACUUCCAUACACAGCUUACAAUCUCACAAUUACGGCCGCAACUCGUAAAGGCUCGGGGCCUAGUCUGCUGCUGCAGCUGCACAGCGAUGAAAGCGGUCCCACCUCUCCUCCCCGUAACCUGACUAUAUAUAACCACACGGCAGUCUCUGUGUGGCUGAGCUGGGAGCCUCCUCUAGAGCCCAACGGAGUGGUGAUAAAGUACGGAUUUCGGAUCCAAGACCUCAUCACACAAACCGUCACACAUCGGAAUUCCUCUGGUUCAUCAACCACAGAGUAUCUCGCAGGCUUCAAGCCCCACAGCUCCUAUGAAAUCAGUGUGAACAGUUUCACCAGAGUGGGCCAUGGGAAUCAGUUCAGCAGCCCUGUGUCCUUCACAACCAAUGAGUCAGUGUCUGACGCUGUAGGGAAUCUGUCUUGCUCAGGAUUGAGCUGGGAUUCAAUUCUGUUGUCUUGGGAAAUUCCUGCCAAUCCUAAUGGGCAGAUCAUUUUUUAUGAGAUUCAAUUGGAGGUAGACCAGCAGUCCUAUAAACAUGAGGCCCAUACACCAGAGUACACAGUGACUGGGCUGUCGCCAGACCAGGAAUAUGCUCUCUCUGUAGCUGCUGUAAACUCUGCAGGACCAGGAGACAGAUUAAACUGUACAGCUUCCACCCUUUCAGAAUCAGUUCCUGCUGCCCCUCGAUUCCUCACCAUCUCUCAGGUCACACCUAACAAUGUGACACUUCAGUGGGCUCCACCACAUUCUGUUCCAGGCCUGCUUAAAGAGUAUCACAUCAUUGCACAGCUGAUUUCAGCUAACUGUGAAUCAAGCAUAUCAGUUAAAGCUCAGUCAACCCCGAAGGACGACCUGGCCCUGCAUUGCAUUGAACAUAAUGUGACAGUGUCGAUAAAUGCUUCAGAUGCGGAACAGGAACAAAGCUUCACAAUCCAUCCCGUGGCCAAAUACAGAUACUACCGCUUCAAAGUUGCUGCCGUGACCAACGCUGGAGUCGGAGACUAUACACAGUGGAAAUAUAAACGCACCAUGGCAGGAAACCCCGAUGCUCCUCCCCGUGACCUGAAAGUGACUUCCACCUCCAACAGCUUUCACAUUGCGUGGGACGCUCCAGCUGUUCUCUCUGGACUGACUUCUUAUCUUGUGCAGGUGGAUGGUCCCGGGGUGAAUAUCUCAAUAGUCAGGACUCCAGGGGAGUUAAUGACCAUUGUUGUUACUAACUUGACGGCUUUCAGUCGUUACUCUGUGACUAUCACUGCCUUCACUGGUGACUUGGAGCACGCUAGCAGUGAUGGGAAAGCCAUUGGACCCAUUUACUUUCAAACAAAGGAGGAGGAACCUAAAGACCCUCCAAAGAAUGUGACAGUUUCAGUAAUCCCAGAGGAAGUGCGUGCUGUGAAGUUGACCUUUAACCCUCCAGAGGAGCCCAAUGGAAACAUUACAGAAUACAUUGUAUACAUCUUUGAGAAGGACCAGCUGGUCAGAAACAUUAGCCUUAACAUCAUCCAAAAAGAGAAUAACACGAUGGAUGCUGUAAUAGAAGGGCUAAAGGGAGGACGAACCUACAGUUUACAGAUUUCAGCAAAGAACGGGGCUGGCAAGAGCCCACUCAGCUCACGUGUCCUGAUUACUACAGGGAUCAAAGCCCCAUCCAAGCCAACCCAAAAACCCCAGGCAAUGCUGAGCUAUGGAGGGGUUGCCAUGGUUACCCACAGGAGUAUCACCAUCCACAUGCCUGCAUGUUUCUAUAGUGACGACAAUGGACCAAUCACAAAAAUUCAGGUCAUCGUGGCCGAGUCAGGGGUGAAGGACAACAAGAACGUGACCAACUGGAAGAGCGCGUACAAUGAUCAUCCCGUCCCUUACUUUACUGACUCAGGGUUCACCAACCCCCCGUGCAGUGACUCAAGUAUGAAUGCACAUCUCAGAGGUGUGUUUAGAGAUGGUUGGUCACAGAGGUACAACCAAACUGCUGCAGAAUAUGUGAUCGGCAAGAGCGAUGACUGCACGGGCAACAACACUGAGCAUUUCUGCAAUGGACCUUUGAAGCCUAACUCCGUCUAUGUGUUUAAGUUCAGAGCCACUAACAUCAACGGGGAAUACACAGACUCUGAAUACUCGGAGCAUAUCAAAACAGCUCCAGGCGAUGGGCUGUUGACCAGAGAAGAGCAGAUAAUUCUGGGCGUUCUGCUCUCCUUCUUCUUGGCUGUGUUACUCAUCAUCAUCAUCUGUGGCUCAGUCAAGAUCCACCAGCGUAAAAAGGAAGGUGGGACGUAUUCGCCCAGAGAGGCAGAGAUCAUAGAGACUAAGUGUAAGCUGGAUCAGCUGAUCGCCGUAGCAGAUAUGGAGCUAAAACAAGAAAAACUCAACCAGUAUUCUUCAUUCUUCUUUCGACGGAAAGAGAUUUAUGUGAUCCAGCUGCUCAGCUACAGGAAAUCACUCAAGCCUGUCAACAAGAAGUCUUUUCUGCAGCAUGUAGAGGAUCUGUGUGCCAAUGACAAUUCCAAGUUCCAGGAGGAGUUCUCUGAACUCCCAAAGCUGCUGCAGGACCUGGCCACUACAGACGCCGACCUGCCGUGGAACAAGUCCAAAAAUCGUUUCCCAAACAUCAAACCUUAUAAUAACAACCGAGUGAAACUGCUGUCUGAACCUGGCACUGCAGGCUCAGACUACAUCAAUGCCAGCUUUGUCUCAGGUUAUUUGUGUCCCAAUGAGUUCAUAGCCACCCAGGGCCCUCUGCCGGGCACUGUGGCUGAUUUUUGGAGGAUGAUCUGGGAAACGGGAACCCGCACUAUCGCCAUGCUCACUCAGUGUUAUGAGAAAGGCAGAAUUCGAUGUCACAAGUACUGGCCUGAAGACAACAAGCCGAUGUCAGUGUUUAGUGACAUUCUCAUCUCAAAGGUGUCAGAGGAAGUCUUUCCUGACUGGACUAUCAGAACUCUGAAAGUAGAAAAGCAUGGCCACUACAUUUUGGUUCGCCACUUCAAUUACACAUCGUGGCCUGAGCACGGCGUUCCAGAGUCUUGCAGUACGCUCAUUAAGUUUGUCAAAGCUGUCCGAAUGCACAGGCAGGACAAUAGCACUAUUGUUGUCCACUGCAGCGCUGGCGUAGGAAGAACAGGUGUGUUUAUUGCUUUGGAUCAUCUUAUUCAGCAUGUCAGAGAUCAUGACUUUGUCGAUAUUUAUGGGCUGGUGGCUGAACUGCGCAGCGAGAGGAUGUGUAUGGUACAGAAUCUGGCCCAGUACAUCUUCCUGCACCAAAGUACGCUGGAACUUCUAAACAACAAAGGCAACAGCCAGUCGAUAUGGUUUGUUAGCUACUCUGCUCUGGAGAAGAUGGACUCCCUGGAUGCCAUGGAAGGUGAUGUUGAACUGGAAUGGGAGGAGACCACUAUGUAAAAAACUGACUAAGGAACAUCUGUGAGAUUUCUUUGGGGUGAUCCUGGAUCCUCUGUGGGCAGAUCCUGGAGAUGGAGAGGUCCAUCCAGACAAACCAAAGUAAGAGCAACAAGAGAUGAAUAUCUGCACUCAACGAUCUGUCUGAAGAACUCCACUCAGUCCACUUCAAAAUCUAUUCCCAGCACAGUCCUCUUUAUAUUGAACUUUUUGAACACUUGUUUCCAAAGACACUGCGAGGGAAAAAAGUGAAGAGCAGGGACAAAGUUCCGAAAGGACAGGAAUAAAUGAGAAAUUGUGAGCUGAUCGUGAGAGCUCUAUCACAAGUGUAAGCCUACAGGUAUUUGCACAAAUCGAUUUCACUGUCUUAUUAUUAUUAUGUAUUAUGUUCAUAUCAUCUGUGUUUUUUUUAAGGUAUUUUUUUUUCAGCCAAAGUGGUGUUGGGGCUUUUCAGUCUCUUUAUAACUGUGUUGAGAUGUUCGUUAUCUUUUCUCAAGAGUGAUUUGCAAAAUAAAAGAAA
Messenger RNA from Neolamprologus brichardi, 8497 nucleotides. NCBI's taxonomy places the organism in Eukaryota, Metazoa, Chordata, Actinopteri, Cichliformes, Cichlidae. The record is from RefSeq and is a predicted model, not a curated record.